AUGGACUACAAGAAGAUAGCGAGCGACGUUUACAAUCUUGCAGAGUCAGAUGAACCCAUAGCACCCAUUGUAAGAGAGGCCUUGCAGGUCAUUGAGCAGUGUCUGGAUCAAUAUGGGCAAGACCAUGUAUCUCUGAGUUUCAACGGCGGGAAGGAUUGCACCGUCCUACUCCAUCUGUAUGCUGCGGUUCUCACCAGAAAGGUGUUAUCCACGCAUAAGCCUAUAUUCGCAUUAUACAUUCCAGACCCAUCACCAUUCCUUGUACUGGAGGAAUUUAUCAAGAUAGCUACGCAAGACUACCACCUCGAUCUUUUCACAUGCAACCUAUCCUCGGACAUUCAGUUGCCUGUAGAAAGUGUGACGCCCGGUGUGUCGACCCCGACAUCGCUCAAGGGGAGCAAUGACUACAUAGGACAUAGCCUCCAGACUCGGCCUGUAGGAGCUGCUAGGGGUGGCGAAGGGAUGCGGCGAGCCCUGGAGUUGUACAAAUCACGUUUCCCAGAUGUUCAAGCGAUUUUGAAUGUAACGGAUCCGGGAUGGCCCGCCUUCGAACGAAUAAACCCAAUCAUCAAUUGGGCAUACUCAGAUGUCUGGACAUUCCUAAGGAAACUCAAUGUUCCGUACUGCACAUUGUACGACGAAGGUUACACGUCUCUGGGAUCCACAUAUAAUACAUUCCCAAAUCCAGCCCUACUUGUAACGGAUUCUGAUUCGUCCAACACUCUUCCUUCUUCACUUACAACUGUGGUGAACAAUCCAAAUGCCAUGUGUUUUAUUGAACCAACUCCACCGAAGUCGUUUAUGAAUGGCUUUGGUCCUUUUACGAUCAUUGCCAAUAACCCCGAUCAGACAUGCUUUGCCGACCCUGUCUUGAUUUGAGGAAGUCAGAGUCACUUAGGAGCUCUACCGAAACACUAGGACCUUUCAAGGUCCUGGCUAGCGAUCCAAAUACUCAAUGCCACGCCGAGGUUAAUAACAGGAGUGCCAAUGGUGUCAGCCUCCCACCGCGUUAUCGGCCCGCGUAUGAGCUACAGGACGGAGCCCUUGAGCGUGCUGGGCGAGUUUCAGGUGCUAUUCCACCUGUGAUACCAGAGAUCUGAUUAUUGUUAUCUGAUACGGACGAUGUG
Suillus subalutaceus is the source of this 1127-nucleotide messenger RNA. RefSeq lists its product as uncharacterized. The coding region runs from base 1 to 879 and encodes 292 amino acids. The record is from RefSeq and is a predicted model, not a curated record. Gene Ontology annotation, molecular function: FMN adenylyltransferase activity. NCBI's taxonomy places the organism in Eukaryota, Fungi, Basidiomycota, Agaricomycetes, Boletales, Suillaceae. The transcript is spliced from 5 exons. Gene Ontology annotation, biological process: FAD biosynthetic process.